Molecule: messenger RNA, 1287 nt
Organism: Cercopithifilaria johnstoni
Lineage: Eukaryota; Metazoa; Nematoda; Chromadorea; Rhabditida; Onchocercidae
Source: the annotation of a GenBank genome assembly
AUGAUGGAAUCAAAUUUAAUAAGCAAUGGCAAUGCUACAUCAUUUGAUACUUCUACUUUUGAAGAAACAAUUUCACAGUCUAUUAUGGCAAUGUUGAAUUUAACGAGAGAAGCGGAUAUGGUUGAUGCAAUUAAGAUGGCAACUAUUGGAGCAGUUUUAGUUGUACUCAUUAUGGCAUGUAUCACCGGUAAUUUAUUUGUUAUUAUUGCAAUUCUUAUUGAGCGUGAUCUCAAAACUCGGCCGCAAUAUUAUCUUAUAUUUUCGCUCGCUAUUGCUGAUUUAUUAGUGGGUGUAAUAGUGACACCAUUGGGUGCCUGGUCAACAAUAACACGUGCAUGGACAUUUGGAGUAGAAUUGUGUGAUUUCUGGAUUAGUGUCGAUGUAUUAGUCUGUACAAGCUCAAUUCUUCAUUUAGUAGCAAUAGCAUUAGAUCGUUAUUGGAGUGUUACGGAUGUGUCCUAUGUGCAGAAUAGGACACCACAUCGUAUAUUUAUCAUGUUAGGCAUUAUUUGGCUCUUAUCAUUACUCAUUUCAUUGGCUCCAAUGUUUGGCUGGAAAGAUAGUGAUUUUUAUCGACGGGUGAUGGAGCAACACGUGUGCCUUAUUAGUCAGCAAAUAACUUAUCAGAUAUUUAGUACGGCAACUGCCUUUUACAUACCAUUAUGCGCUAUCAUAUCUAUCUAUUACAAAAUUAUGCGUGCUGCAAAAAAUCGUUUCAAACGUGAACGUGAGCGCCGUAAACCUGCCAUCCAUUCAGAUAAGGAUGCAAAGUAUCAAGAGAAACAUGAAAAUCUUCGAAAGUCAAAAAUGGAAACUAAUCCAGAUAUGAGGAAUGAAAGUGAAAAAGUUUCUUCAAUCAUUACAAAUCCAACGUCUAACAAACAACUCUCAAGUGAUGCUGCUGAAACUUGCCUGAUUCAAUCCAGUUCAGAAUCAAUGAAUGGUAAAAGUCGACAGAAAAAACUAAACGCUUCUCUGAAGAGGAAGGGAUACUUCAAAGAAAAUGCAGAAAUGAAGCAUGAACGUAAAGCAUGGCGUACGCUUGCUAUUAUUACUGGAACAUUUGUUGCCUGCUGGACGCCAUUUUUUCUCAUAUCUUUAUAUCGACCGAUAUGUCGCUGCAAGAUACCAGCAUUACUGGAGUCGAUUACCAGUUGGUUAGGUUACUUAAAUUCAGCACUUAAUCCGAUCAUUUAUACCGUAUUUUCGAAUGAUUUUCGAACAGCUUUCAAACGUAUCCUUGCUCGAUUGCUAUUUCUUAAAAUGCCACGACCACAAUACCGAUAA